Molecule: messenger RNA, 882 nt
Organism: Thyridium curvatum
Lineage: Eukaryota; Fungi; Ascomycota; Sordariomycetes; Thyridiales; Thyridiaceae
Exons: 4
Coding region: 1-882 (293 amino acids)
Molecular function (GO): oxidoreductase activity
Source: RefSeq, a predicted model, not a curated record
AUGGCCUCUAUUCAGCCCGAGUUCUUCCCUGAGAGCAUAGUCUCGUACGUGCCAUUUCUAGCAAGAGACAAACGAUAUGAGACGGAAAGGCCCUACGCAACGGACUUCCCUGUUGAUGACAUCGACGGGGCCGAUGUCACGAACCAUGUCAUGGAGAUUGUGCCCGUCACCUUCCACAAUGUGAGAUGCCUCAAGGAGCCACUCAGUCUCGAUUCCAACGGGGUGUGCUUCAUAAAGGCGACGACGUCACUGCGGGCAGGGGAGGCCACCAUCGAGCGGACGCCCGCGAUGGAGCAGUACGCCAGGGAGGUCAUCGCCGUGUUGCGAGACAGGUUCCCGCAGUACACAGACAUACAGUGCAUGGAUUUUCAGGUCCGCAAACGAUCUCCUGCUUUCCCCCACGGCCACAAGCAAAUCAAGGUCGACCACGCCCAGCCCGCGACGGUUCCGCACACAGACUUCUCACGCCGUGGGGCCUAUCUCCGAAUGGAGGACAUUUUUCCCGACCAGGAAGCGCUCUAUCGCCAAAGGCAGUUCGACUUGAUCAACGUAUGGCGCGUCUUGGAGGGACCGAACGACGACUGGCCCCUUGCAGUAUGCGACUACUCAAGCAUCGACGUGGAACACGACACCACAGUAAAUGACGCAUUGCACCUCACGCGAGUCGGGGAGAACUGGUUGCUCCACCACAGCGACGCCCAUCGGUGGUACUACCUCAGUGGCAUGGAGGAAGACGACCUGAUCGUCUUCAGGAACGUUGAUUCAUCGGGCGAGUUGUCUAGGUGUUUCCACGUCGCGUUCAACAACCCUUCCGCUCAGGGCAGUCUUCGGCACAGCGUGGAGAUUAGGCUGGUGGCGUUCCGCGAAGGGCAGAUGGCCUGA